Cavenderia fasciculata is the source of this 1842-nucleotide messenger RNA. Its product is annotated as inositol 5-phosphatase 2. Gene Ontology annotation, biological process: RNA polymerase I preinitiation complex assembly; nucleolar large rRNA transcription by RNA polymerase I. NCBI's taxonomy places the organism in Eukaryota, Evosea, Eumycetozoa, Acytosteliales, Cavenderiaceae. Gene Ontology annotation, cellular component: RNA polymerase transcription factor SL1 complex; RNA polymerase I core factor complex. Gene Ontology annotation, molecular function: RNA polymerase I core promoter sequence-specific DNA binding. The transcript is spliced from 5 exons. The record is from RefSeq and is a predicted model, not a curated record. The coding region runs from base 1 to 1842 and encodes 613 amino acids.
AUGGAUUCACAUACACCAGUAAAGAGCAAGAAGCCAAUAUGUAGACAUUGUGGUUCUAUCACAUUCUCAAAGGAUGAUGUUGGUUUCUUGAAUUGUAAUAAUUGUCAUAUGCGAUUAGAGUCAUUCAUUUCACAAGAAGUAGAAGCUGAAAUUGGAGGAGCAGCAGUAAGAACGACAAGAGUUAAAAAGCCUGGUGAUACAGAUACACAACCAUUCAAAACUAUACAAAAAGACAAUAGAUAUCAUAUACUACAAACACUCUUACAACUACAAGCAACUUCACUCAUCAAACAAAUGCAAUUCAACAAACAGUUGUAUCAAGUAGUUGGUGAAUUAUGGCAUUCUUAUCUUUUGUCACUCAAGGCUGGCGAGAAUGCGAAACAACUUAAAUCAAAACCAUCAGCAGCAUCAUCGUCGUCGUCGUCGUCUGUUGGUGCUACAGACAAAGACAAAGAAAAGGAAAAGGAAAAGGAAAAACAAGGUGAUAGCGAUAGUGAUAGUGACGAAGACGAAGACGAGGACGGUGUAAAUAAUAUAAAAGAAGUUAGAAGAAUGAAAUCUAGACCAUCACCAUUGCUAACACUUGGUAUAUGUUUUCUAUCAUUGACAUGGAUAAAAGAACCCAUUAUGAUUUGUGAUUUACUAAGAUUGGUUCAUACUGGUCAAAUCCCUAUCAAACUAUCAAAUCAUCAACCAAAAUGGACUAAUUUUAAUAACUAUAAUUAUAAAUUACUUUAUUCAACUUGUAAAAAUCUAUCUGAAUAUUUAAAUUUUGAGCCUGAAAUGAAUAUGGCAUUAAUAUUAACUAGAAUAUGUUCACAACUUGGUCUACCCAAAUCAAUAUUGGUAUUGGCCAUUCACAUUUAUACAAUUGUAAAAAUACCUUUUGAAUUGGCAAAGAAACCAAUCAAUAGAAAAAAAAAGAUAUUGGAUAAUUAUCUAUCACUCUUUAUGUCGUAUAAUUCCGAUGUAUUGGCAUCUUCACUCAUUCUCUUUUGUAUAAACAUUAAAUACAAUUUGGAAACAAAUUUGGAGGAAUCAAGUUAUCCAGACUUUUUACAAAAAUCAAUUUCAACUAGCAGUAAUAAGAAAAAAGAUUCAAUGGAUUUGGAUGAUAGUAGUAGUAGUGAUGACAGUAGUAGUGAUAGUGAAAGCGAAGAGGAUGAUAGUGAUGAAGAUAAAAAGGAAGAGGAUUAUGGUAUAAGAGUAUUUUUAACAGAUCAAGUACAAGACAUAAAGGAUUCUAACAAGAAAAAAGAAAAAACAACACAAGAGGAAGAAGAACCAUUCAAAUUUGAAAAAUGGUUAUAUAGUGUCAUUGAUAUGGUACAAUCGAAUAAUUACCUUCAAAAUGGAUCGUUGUGGAACUUUUCACAUGAAGAUUUGCGAAAAAAACCAAUCAAUGAUACUCAUCAAAGAGAUAAAUCCUAUUUACAAACAUUUAUUAGUGAUAAAUAUCAAAUUUAUAAAAAUGGUAUACAACAACAACAACAAGAUACAAACAAUAACAAUUCAAAUUCAACUACUACUAGUCCAACAAAUCAAGAUAAACAAUUUGAAAAGAAAAUAUUUAGUGAUUAUUUUAAUAAUAUUGUAUUAAAUUCAAAUGUAAAGGUUGAUAAUAACAAUCAAUUUGAAUAUAAAUCAUUUGGAAAGAAUUUUAAAUCAAAUUAUAAUUCUGUACUUUGUCAAAUAUUUGAAUCAAUUAUUGGAUGUUCACAACGUGAUAUUACUUUAAUGAUUCAAGAAAUUGAAAAGAUUUAUCUAAUCUACUCUAAAAAAUAUAUUGAAUCUAAAAAGAAUAAUACUCCAUUCCAAUUGAUUGCAAAGGAUUUUCAAUAA